Molecule: messenger RNA, 2092 nt
Organism: Cucurbita moschata (crookneck pumpkin)
Lineage: Eukaryota; Viridiplantae; Streptophyta; Magnoliopsida; Cucurbitales; Cucurbitaceae
Product: GDSL esterase/lipase At4g10955
Exons: 3
Coding region: 870-1907 (345 amino acids)
Biological process (GO): lipid metabolic process
Source: RefSeq, a predicted model, not a curated record
AUUAAAUUUAAAAAAAGGCAAAACCUCCCAAGUAAGUCGGUGUCUUGUUGCUUUCUAUCUCUCUCUCCGUAAAGGUCAAGCGUCGCCUGUAAAUUGAAAUCAAGAGCUUCCGAUUCCGAAUAACUUGCAUUUAUCGACGAAGGUCCUUCUUCAAAGCGUCGGUUCGGCCGAUGCAUUGCCGUCUGCAAGAUCGGCAGUGGUUUCUGAAAUGCCAAUGUUUUUCACCGCGGAGAUUGUUUGCAUGUUUGAAGAUCAAAGUUGUUGAUCUCCUUUUUCCUGGACUUCCUUCUUGUAACAGUACUAAUUAUAACGGACUUGUGAUAUUUGUUUCGAUAGAUCUUCUUGUUUUGGCUUUCUGCAAUUGAUGCUCUAGACUCUCGAGCGUGAAGUUCCGGAAAACGAUCUCGAAAAAACAAGCAGUUCUUUUAUAUGAGAAUAAAGAGAUAAUGGAUAGCUACAUUGUGGUUGUAUGAGAAAUCCAGAUCAAUAGCGAAUUGGUCUAGGUUAAUAUGUUGUUUUCUUCUCCCGUAGCUUAAAUAAUCAAUACUCUGGUAGUUUUGGGGCACCGCCUGAUCUUUUAACCAGAUGACAAGAAGCUAACGGACGAACCUUUUUUAUACAUAAAUUUAAACCUAAUUUUUUGUUCAAAGGUUAUAUUUUCAUUGUCCGAUAAAAAAAAGAAGGAAUUGAACUUCUGUAAAUUUUGCAUUUUGGUGAACAAAUUUUUAAUUGUUACAAUUUUUUUUUGGUGCUUGAUGUUACAAUGUCCGAGACAGGUUCAAUGACGUUCUAAUCACUUUCUGAACCUUGUCUUCCUUGGUGAAGAGCAGCUUGGCUUCCAAGUGGAAAAGAGAGGAAUCUUGAGUGUAAUGGCCUCUGAGAGGGAAGUUUUUGAACUUUCAGGGCCAUUACACUUAACUCCUGUUAAUUGGGAGAAUGCCGAUCACAGAAGGUCAGUUGCUGCUUGUUUGGUUCAAGGUGUCUACAUAUUAGAACGGGAUCGACAGGAGAAGCGUCAAGGUUCUCAGGCCUUAGCUCCCCGCUGGUGGGAAUUCUGCCACUUUCGGUUGCUUCGUCCACUCGUCGAUGAUGUUGACUCUUCCAUUUUUGGUGCCGUUUAUGAAUUUAAACCAGUGUUGCUUCAAGGCGACCACAAGAACGAUGGGAGUCCCCGUUAUGUGAUUGCCUUCCGAGGCACCCUGACCAAACCAGAUUCUGUCUCUCGUGAUAUAGAGUUAGAUCUCCACUUCAUUCAAAAUGGUCUUCAUCGGACAUCACGGUUUGAGAUCGCAAUGCAAGUAGUCAGAAACAUGGUUGCUACUGUUGGUGAUUCAAAUCUCUGGUUAGCUGGCCAUUCCCUGGGGUCAGCCAUGGCAAUGCUCACUGGAAAAACCAUGGCAAGAACAGGCAUUUUCCUCAAAUCAUAUCUCUUCAAUCCACCAUUCUUCUCUGCACCAAUCGAGAGAAUCAAGGACAAGAAAUUGAAACAUGGAAUACGGAUUGCUGGCAGCGUUAUCACAGCAGGACUUGCCUUUGCUUUGAAGGCCAGUAGCAAUAACCAGAGGAAUCCACCCGAGGAACCCUUUUUUGCCAUUUCAGCAUGGGUACCAUCUCUAUUUGUUAAUCCAUCAGACCAUAUAGGAUCAGAAUACAUUGGAUAUUUCGAACACAGGAAGAACAUGGAAGAGAUAGGUGCAGGAAGCAUCGAGCGAUUAGCAACCCGAAACUCGAUCGGAGGUCUUUUGAUGAAUGCAAUUGGGAGGGAUUCAGAGCCGCUUCAUCUCAUUCCAUCAGCAAACCUGAUCACAAAUUUAUCCCCUGUACAGGACUUCAAACAAGCUCAUGGCAUUCACCAGUGGUGGCAACCACAUCUGCGGUUGCAGUCAAAUAUCUAUAGGUACUCCUAGAUAUUUCUGCUUUUGAACUUGUAAGACCUGUAUUUUAUCAAUUAUGUAUUUACGGUGGAUUAGCAUUUGAGAAUUGUUUCUUCGUAGGUUAAAUUGCAAAUUGUUAACGGAGCUAAACCAUUCCAUUUUGUUUAGGUUAUCCUUGUUUAUAAUCUGACAAGGGAAAAUCUACACCUUCAUGGAUA